This is a messenger RNA of Guyanagaster necrorhizus, 421 nucleotides long. RefSeq lists its product as uncharacterized. The coding region runs from base 150 to 368 and encodes 72 amino acids. The record is from RefSeq and is a predicted model, not a curated record. The transcript has 2 exons. Lineage: Eukaryota; Fungi; Basidiomycota; Agaricomycetes; Agaricales; Physalacriaceae.
GUCCCGAGCUCGAUGAACGAGAAUGAAGAGCCCCAUCAUGCGGUGAGUAUUUUCUAAUCAGCCUGAAUGACAAGGACUCUCAAUACGGUCACCUGUGUUCGCCUGGAGUGCAAUUUCUAGGUCGCAAACGACACGCGCAUGAAUAAUUAAUGAAGACAAAGAUCACAAGUGAAAAGUGCCACAGGUUGCAGCAAACACAAAUUUCGGCGCCUUCAAAUGGUGAUGUGUUUUCGUCGAAUCGAAGACGAGGACUGCUAGGUCUUCGCUGUUGGUUUAGUCUUGUUGCGAUCCUAGAUCAUGAAAGGCGGUUGAAACCCGCAGCUGUGACUCAUAACCUUUCAGCAUAUUCACUGACAUAUAUGUUCUGAUUCACGAUAAUGAAAAACACAAGUUAUAUUAUUUGUAUCCUAUAUGCAGCUGA